AUGUUGUACGCCUGGCCAAGCAUCUGCAGAAAAAAGAAGGUAAAAUGUGAUGGAACUCGGCCGGUCUGUGUCCCCUGCAGGACCUUUGAAUUUCCCUGCAAGUACGAGGACACCGUGCGACGCAAGAAGCCAAAUCGCGAAGAGCAUAUUAUUGAGCUGGAAAAGCGCAUCCGAUCUCUACAGGAAGAGCUGGAUGAUGUGCACACGUCUAAAAGAAGACGGCUCCCCAGUGCCGAGGAAUCGGCCGCGGAACACGGUCAGCCUUUGGAAGUAUCGGAGUCAGAGUUACCGUCUCCAGGGGAUGACACCAUUCGGGCUUCCUUCGAGGCCGAGGCCGAGGCCAAUCGAGGUGACGGUGAUGGAGGGUCAUAUACACUGAAAACCCCGAAGGGCGCAAUGCGCUUUUUUGGGGCAUCCUCUCAGUUCUCAAUUGCUUCUCCUGAGGGGGCAAGUUGGCUGGAAAGCAAGACGGGGAACAAUGUGUGGCGUCAUGUCGCCCAGAGGAACGGUAGCCGAUGGAGGCUGGCCGACUGGUACCCUCGAGUUCUCAAAGAUGACUACCAAGCCAAAUGUUCCUAUCCACUACCAUCGAAGAGUGUCAUACUACAGCUAGUGAGGGAAUACUUUGCUACGUUCAACAAGGCCCUGCCUCUCUUUGACCCCGAAAGUUUCAUGGGGAAAGUGGAUCGGCAUUUCUCAUGGAAUCCCAGCGAAAGCCCCUCGUGGUGGGCUGCACUCAACAUUGUGCUCGCUCUGGGAUAUAGGCAAAGAGCAGAGAAUGCAGGUUCUGAUGGCGAUGACUGGCAACAGUGCCUGGGUCACGUCAAGAACGCAAUGAAUGUUCUCACGGAGCUGUACAUGCGGACCUCAGAUCUUCUUGCAGUCCAGGCUCUGCUUGGCUUGGCUCUCUUCUUUCAAGGCACGCCGAACCCGCAACCUCUUUUCAUGUUCUCUGCUUCGGCCAUUCGUUUGGCGCAGUCAAUUGGGUUGCACAAGUCCAGCUCCUUUGGUCUCCCCGUCUCACAGAUCGAGGAACGGCGGCGGGUAUUCUGGAUUGCAUUCAUAUUGGAUGCUGACAUCUGUCAGCGUACCGGUCGACCUGCGGCUCAGGAUACUCGUGAUUUCAGUACUCCUCUUCCUCGGGAGAAUCCACCUGAUGGGCUUGGCGUGAUGGAAAUCGAAAACACCAAGUUCAAUUUUCUCUCGGCUUUGGCUCGAUUUUCGCUUAUUCAACGACGCGUCUGCGAUGAUCUGUAUAGCACCGAUGCUUUUCGAAAAACGGAGCAACAGCUGAUGAUAGACGUGAGGUCCUGCCUCAGGGAGAUUGAAGCAUGGAAGCAAAGUAUUCCACUGGUACUUCGACCACAGAGAAACUUUUCUAUCCACCAGCAUGUCUUCCUUCCCCACGUACUCCGGCUCCAUUUCGUAUACCAUUGUUGUUACGUCAAUAUCCACCGAGUGUGUCUACUUCCUCGACGCUGGCCAGCCCGCCCAGAAAGUGAGACUACCACCCCACCGGGGCUGUUCUUGGAUCGGGAAAGUUCCAUGCAGCAAUCUUCAGAAGCAGCAAGGGCUGCGAUCAAUUUGAUAAGCCAAGUGCGGGAUGACUUUGGGCAAUCUUUUGAAUGGGGCAUGGUCUACUUUCCAGGAGCUGCGUCAGUAGCACUUUUUUCAAAGAUCCUCAUGGAUCCACUACGACCCGAUUCGCAAACGGAUGUCGACCUGCUUCACCGGGUUGUGACUUUCCUGUCAAAGGUUGCAUCUCAAGAGCAGGACACAUAUCUGGAUUAUGUCUUGGCAUUGUGCUCUGAUUUUGAAAUCGCUGCCAGAAAGGAAAUACUACGAGCAAAGACAUCAGGUCCAGAUCCUACGGUCAUCACUCAGUCGGAUCUCAUUCACUCUCAUAGACACACGUCCCAGAGUGACUAUCCUCAAUCCAACUACAGAGCUGACUUUGAUUUUCCGCAGCCGGCUCACAUUGGUGCCACCCAGACUGCAUAUUGGAAUAUGCCCGCUCCGGAGCAGACACCGAAUGCUUCAGGCCAGCCCUCCUUGCCUGGUUACCUCUCUUGGAAUUGGCAGGAUAUGAUAGCUGGUAUUCCUCCGGCAUAUGAUUUUGGUGGAUAUGAAUUUGGCCCACCUCUGGAAGAUCUAUGA
Messenger RNA from Penicillium olsonii, 2157 nucleotides. Lineage: Eukaryota; Fungi; Ascomycota; Eurotiomycetes; Eurotiales; Aspergillaceae. The record is from the annotation of a GenBank genome assembly.